GCGAUGCGUCGUCCGAUGCAGCUGCACUACAGAGAGAGAACACCGAAACACGCUUCCUCCCACCCCGACCCUGACCACCGUUCAAACUGCUGGACGACUACCUGCGACUCGAGCGCCACGAUCGAGAGCGCGGAGAACGAGGAGAAUCGAAGCAAAGCAAUGGAAAGAUGCUUUCUUUUGAACGCUCAAGUUAGAAAUCGGAGGGACAGAGGAGAGGCAGCAGGCAGCAGGCAGGCAGGCAGCUUUCUCCGCGGCAAGAAAGCGACGAUAUCCGGUGACCGGCCUCCUCCUGUUUCGGUGUGCACCGACACACUGCCAUUUUUCACGGUCAAGUACCGCCGAUGCUUUCGUUCGAUCGAGUUUCCUCGCUGUCUCUGACCUACUCUUCCCUCGGCCUUCUUCACGCCGGCCACUUCACUUCCAGAGUUCUCCACUUCUCAUGAGCGGCUCAUAAAAAUAUGGUGUAUAAGUGCAAUAAGUCAUUGGCCUCGUUCUUACCUCUCUCUUUGAUGGGAAUAUUGAGCAGUGGUUCGGUUUUUCUUUCCAAAUUUUUGGACAGUAAUUUUAAAAAAAUAUUCUAAUUUGUCUUUCCUCUUCGCUAUAAUGAAUAAAACAAUGGGAUGGUUAAGAUUUUUUGA
Messenger RNA from Apis mellifera (honey bee), 638 nucleotides. RefSeq lists its product as uncharacterized. The transcript has 2 exons. The record is from RefSeq and is a predicted model, not a curated record. NCBI's taxonomy places the organism in Eukaryota, Metazoa, Arthropoda, Insecta, Hymenoptera, Apidae. The coding region runs from base 4 to 378 and encodes 124 amino acids.